ACAUCCAUCUAGGCGUCGGGACGCGCUUAUUCCUGAAACUCACAUUAGAAGUGACGCACUCUGUGAACUGAUGGUGUGAAGAGAAGACGCUCAAGUUUUUAGCAGGAAAUUUCGCGCGUGCUUUAAACCACCUGUUACUUGUUGCAGGACGAGCCUGAUUUGUGCAAAUAUUUCCUGAAUCAUGUAUGGAAUGCUAUUGGAAAGUGUGCAAUAUUUUGUACAGCAAGAAUACGGAGAUGAAAUCUGGCAAAAGGCACUUGUAAUGGCUGAGUGUAAAUAUGCAGUUUUUAACACUCACCAGGUUUAUCCGGAUCAUAUAAUGAGCAACAUUGCCUCAGCUUUAGCCAAACUCACAUCCAAAUCUUACGACAGCUUCAUGAACUUCUUCGGGCACUGUUUUGUAAGAUUUUUCAGCAAUUAUGGGUAUGAUGCAACGAUUAAAGCCACAGGACGAAAUUUUACUGAUUUUCUGGAAAGUGUCGACAACAUUCAUUCGCAGUUUAGAUUAUCCUAUCCUAAGAUGAAAAGCCCAUCGAUGUACCUUACGAAAGUAGAUCGCAAUGGGUGCAUUCUGGUUUAUCGAAGCAAAAGAAUGGGGUUUACGCAUUAUUUAAUGGGUCAGUUGGAUCAAAUAGCAACGGAAAUCUACAACUUAGAACUGGAAUGCCAAGUAUUGUCGACCGAAACUGGAGAAGUUGAUGGCAAAACUAUUGUAAUUGUGACUUUACGAUUGAACUUUGAUAAUACGCACUAUAUCUUGGCAAAACAAGUAAAAGAAGAGGCGCAUUUGAGGACUAUAAGUAAACUGCCACCAUUUAAUUGCGAUUUACUUUUAGUUCUCUUCCCGUUUGCCAUACUAUUCGACCCGGCCAUGUCCAUUGUGGCCAUUGGAGAGAAACUUACCCAAGUGGCUGAAGGAGGCCAUAAGCUUUUGGGACAACCAGUCUCCAAAUAUUUCCGCUUACGCAGACCCAAAGGCAUUAACUUCACUUGGAAAAAUUGCUUCUAUUUGAGAUCAGUAAUGUUCGAAAUCGAAGUGCUUCGCACCGAAUUCACCAAAGUACAUACCGAUAAUAAGGAAUUGUUGGUGGAAAAAGUGGAAAACUUGAGCGAUUCCAUUGAGGUUGAUGGAAAGAACAUAUCGCCUUACGCGUCUCGCAGAGAUAGCCAGCCUGGCGUGAAAAAUAUUCUCCUGAAGGGUCAAAUGCUGUAUUUGACCGAUGUGAUCGGGAUUAUUUUCCUCUGCUGCCCGGUAGUUAAUGAUAUAGGCGAAUUGCCUGAUCAGGGACUAUAUCUGAAUGACAUGAAUCCUCAUGGGUUAGCCAAGGAAUUGGUUUUGGCUGGUUGGCAGAAUAAUUCCAAGCUGGAGCUGAUGUUCGAUAAAGCUGAGCAACGGGCCUCGGAGUUGGAGACGAAUCUCAGCUUGUUGGAAGUUUGGAAGAAGCGUGGAGAUGAUCUUUUAUACUCCAUGAUUCCCAAGCCAGUUGCUGAGAAACUUCGAGCUGGCAAUAGUCCUUUGAGCACUUGUCAGACCUUCGAUUCAGUUUCUGUGAUGUUUUGCGAAUUAGUCGGCUUCAAUUCUUCAACAGUUGAAGAUGCGAUGGAACUGGUCAGCACAAUGAACGCCGUCUUUUCCUGCUUCGAUUCCCUAAUGGAUACGUUCAACUUAUAUAAGGUAGAAACAGUGGGGCAGAUUUAUAUGUCGGUGUGUGGGGCUCCGGAAGAGACGCCCCUUCACGCACGAAAUGUUUGUGAUGCCUCACUUUGCAUGACUCGUCAUGUUAAGCAGCUUCAGAUUCCUUCCGGAACCAAAGUGGAUGUUAGGAUAGGGGUUCAUUCUGGACCAGUAGUAGCAGGUGUGGUGGGCAUAAAAGUUCCACGAUAUUGCUUUUUUGGGGAUACUGUUAAUACUGCUUCAAGGAUGCAAUCCACUAGCUCGCCUGGAAUGGUUCAUAUAUCAGAUUCCACUAAGAAACUGUUACCGAAAGACAAAUAUAUCAUCCGAAAUCGUGGUGUUGUUAAAUUGAAGGGUAAAGGUGACAUGGAAACAUACUGGAUAUUUGAGGAUGAUCUCACAGAUGGCAUUGACUGAAUCCAUUUUUGUGUAAAAAAUGUGAUCUCAUUUACCAACGAAAUCUAAUGUUCAUUAUUCUUAAACGUAUUGAUAAGGUUCAUAUAUUUACGCUUACAUUAGAGACCAAGAAAAUAGUUAGUAAGCUUUCCAUGUCCUAGUUUUUUAAUGUUGAAAUAUAAUAAUUGUUAUUUUUUUACAGGUAGGUAUAGUUAGCUUUCUUGAGAUUUUGUCCAAAUUUUUUUCUUCUGGUUUAACGUAUAUAUUUUUUCUUUGAAUGUUUGAAAGAACGGUUUUUAUGACAUCUUCAAAGCAAAUGCAUUGCUUUCUCUCUUGAAUGUUAAUAAAAAUAUUUUACUGCAA
Molecule: messenger RNA, 2434 nt
Organism: Dendroctonus ponderosae (mountain pine beetle)
Lineage: Eukaryota; Metazoa; Arthropoda; Insecta; Coleoptera; Curculionidae
Product: soluble guanylate cyclase 89Db
Biological process (GO): nitric oxide-cGMP-mediated signaling; cGMP biosynthetic process; response to oxygen levels
Cellular component (GO): guanylate cyclase complex, soluble
Molecular function (GO): oxygen sensor activity; heme binding; guanylate cyclase activity
Source: RefSeq, a predicted model, not a curated record